This is a messenger RNA of Malus domestica (apple), 822 nucleotides long. RefSeq names its product putative pentatricopeptide repeat-containing protein At5g59200, chloroplastic. The record is from RefSeq and is a predicted model, not a curated record. Gene Ontology annotation, molecular function: protein binding. Lineage: Eukaryota; Viridiplantae; Streptophyta; Magnoliopsida; Rosales; Rosaceae.
AUGAUUUCAAAGCUACCCACCAACGUCCCGCCUCACCUGAGCCUUAGGUUCUUGAAAAUCUACUGUAAUUCCGGCGAUUUACAACGUGCACGCCGCCUGUUCAAUCAAAUUCCCGAACCAGACCUGCGUGCGGGGACCGUGCUCAUAUCAGGCUACACGCGACAUGGGUUCCUCAAGGAAUCCAUAGAUCUUCUGCUUCUGUCAGUUGCUAAGGCGUGUGCUGCUCGUGGUGAUGUUAGAAAUGCUAAAGAGCUUCACGAUGAUGCAAUUCGAUUCGGGUUUCAUUCGGAUGUCUCUUUGGACACGGUUUGGAGGCAUUUCGCGAAUGGAGUGAGACCCAAUAUAGUAACAGUUUCUUCAAUCCUACCUGCUUGCUCGGAGUUGAAAGAUUUGAAUUUGGAAAGAGUGAUUCAUGGGUUUCUGGUCAGACAUGGAAUGGAAGAGAAUGUUUUGGUUAGCAGCGCCCUUGUAAAUAUCUAUGCUAGUUGUCUGAGCACUAAACAAGCUCAGUUGGUAUUUGAUAUGAUGUCUAGACGAGAUGUCGUGUCCUGGAAUACGGAAGAGGCGCUGAAAAUGCUCGGACAGAUGCAAGAAUCAGGAAUUAAGUCCAAUCAGAUCACAAUUACUAGUUUGUUACCAGCUUGCAAAGAUUUGGAGAGCUUGAGGGCAGGCAAAGAGGUGCACAGUUACAUCUUUAGGAAUUGUUUAAUGGAGGACUUGGCUGUGACUUAUAAUUGCAUGUCUCAUUGUUUGCCAGCAAAAGACUAUAAGCUUCAUGUCAACCUUCCGAACACGUUUUCUGAUGGUAGAUUGAAGGAUUAA